AUGUCUACAGAAAUCUCUCUGGAUAGUGAUUUCCUGUUUCCUCAGUAUUUCCCCUUACAUGAAUCACUUUCAAGGAAAUUUGAAACCAUUCAAACUUCACUGGUGCAAGCACAAUCUAUGGAGCUUGUAGAUCAAGCGAUUCAAUCAUUAGUCAAAUCAACUAAACAAUAUACAGAGUUUAUAUUAGAUGGAGAAAGAAGUACACCAGUGAAAAUAGAUGAACAACUUCUUUCCAAUAAUCUCAAGGCAUUAACAAAUUUACUUAAAACAAAAUAUACAUUGAAAAACUUUAAUGAUUCAUUACAAGAAUCAAGAUCAAGAAUAAGACAAGAAUCUAGAACAGAACAACCAUUGAACCUUGAAACAUUACAAGCAUAUCAAAAUGAAUCAGAAACUUCGGAUAAAAGAAAUUUUGCCGAUGCUGUAACUUCAGAUUAUUCACAAUAUAUUCAAUUACAUAAUCAACAGAAUUCAUUUAAUGAACUUUUAAGAUCUUCUAAAGACUAUCAAUAUGUGAAGAAUGUUUCAUUUAUUCUUUCUCAUCCUGAAGAAGCACUUGCAGAUGAAGUGGAAGAUGAUGAGCUUGCAGUUGAAGGGGGGAAAGUAUCACUUAAAGAUCCUAUUUCAUUGAAAUAUUUUGAAAAUCCUGUCAAAUCGCGCCGAUGUCAACAUACUUAUGAACAAGAUAAUAUAUUAAGUAGAAUAGGUGAGGGACAAAAUACUUGUCCUAUUGAUGGGUGUAGAGCUAAUGUGUCGCGCCAGGACUUACAACCAGACGAAUUAAUGAAAUUGAGAGUUACUGUUCAUCUUGCUGUGCAACAUAAGAAGGACUCCAAUAUUGAUAGAUUAUGA
Messenger RNA from [Candida] anglica, 852 nucleotides. The record is from the annotation of a GenBank genome assembly. NCBI's taxonomy places the organism in Eukaryota, Fungi, Ascomycota, Pichiomycetes, Serinales, Debaryomycetaceae.